AUGGCCCGUACGAAGCAGACCGCCCGCAAGUCCACCGGUGGCAAGGCCCCCCGCAAACAGCUCGCCACCAAGGCUCAUCAGGCGGCGAGGAAGUCGGCGCCGACGACCGGCGGAGUGAAGAAGCCCCACCGCUACAGGCCGGGGACCGUGGCGCUCCGGGAGAUCCGCAAGUACCAGAAGAGCACGGAGCUGCUGAUCCGCAAGCUGCCGUUCCAGCGCCUGGUCCGCGAGAUCGCGCAGGACUUCAAGACGGACCUCAGGUUCCAGAGCCACGCCGUGCUGGCGCUCCAGGAGGCGGCCGAGGCGUACCUGGUGGGGCUGUUCGAGGACACCAACCUGUGCGCCAUCCACGCCAAGCGCGUCACCAUCAUGCCCAAGGACAUCCAGCUCGCCCGCCGCAUCCGCGGGGAGCGCGCCUAG
Messenger RNA from Triticum turgidum subsp. durum (durum wheat), 420 nucleotides. The record is from the annotation of a GenBank genome assembly. Lineage: Eukaryota; Viridiplantae; Streptophyta; Magnoliopsida; Poales; Poaceae.